Molecule: messenger RNA, 669 nt
Organism: Cephus cinctus (wheat stem sawfly)
Lineage: Eukaryota; Metazoa; Arthropoda; Insecta; Hymenoptera; Cephidae
Product: classical arabinogalactan protein 10
Exons: 3
Coding region: 86-481 (131 amino acids)
Source: RefSeq, a predicted model, not a curated record
GUAGGGACUCUUGCAGUACCGAACGAGUCUAGUUUUUACAGGCCUCAUCAGGGCCCCUAUAAGUACCAGGUAAACCGGGUACCCCAUGCACAGAAUUACAGAAGCUUCCCAGUACAAGGUUCGAUUCUCUCGACUCAUCGCCAUGAUUAAAUUCCUGGUAUUCAUCGCGCUUUUGGGCUUAGCCUGGUCCGCACCUGCACCUGGACCGAAUCCAGCACCUGCACCUGCACCUAAACCAGCUCCGGCUCCAAAGCCAUUGUUCAUCUCUGAGAUUAAGACUCCGGCAUCCACAGCUAAACUGACACCAAUCAUUGCACCACUUUCUGCACCUUUGAUCAGUCCAACUUCGCGAGUUGCACUGUUCCCACAGUAUGGACCGUACCUGUCGUAUCCGUAUGGAGCACCUUUGGCGCCAUUGGAAAUUGCGGCCGCUCCUGCAACUUACUCUAUCGAACAACACGGAUACAACAUCGCUUACUAAAUGCUCGAUCGGUAACCUCAGAGAAAUUAAUGGUUCCGUCGGUAACCCGAUGAACUGUCAUUGCUCUGUUUUACCAUAGUCUCGCCUACCUUCAUUGUCGGUAAAUCUCAUGUAUCAUGUAUCGAUAACAUCAUCUGCACAAAAGCGAAAAUAAAAUAAAAGCUGCCAUUCUUUUUUUUCAAAAUCUA